Messenger RNA from Nothoprocta perdicaria, 2014 nucleotides. It is a transcript of the gene DZANK1, whose product is annotated as double zinc ribbon and ankyrin repeat domains 1. The record is from RefSeq and is a predicted model, not a curated record. The transcript has 18 exons. The coding region runs from base 39 to 1970 and encodes 643 amino acids. Gene Ontology annotation, biological process: eye photoreceptor cell development. NCBI's taxonomy places the organism in Eukaryota, Metazoa, Chordata, Aves, Tinamiformes, Tinamidae.
UUUGUUGCUUUUUCUGAAGAUCCUCGUUGGGAAAAAAAAUGACAGCGGGUUCUGUCUCAGUGCCACAGGUCAUACCUCUCCAAAUCCCUCUUCCUGGGAAGGCUAAACAUGAAAUAGACACAAAUACUCCUGUAGAAAUAAAGUCAGAUACCCCCGAAGUCACUAUUUAUUACACUUUAGAUGGAAGCAAACCAGAAGUCGCUAGGAAACCUGGCUAUGGAGAGCAUAAUACUUUUAAGUAUAAGGAACCUAUCGUGUUACCAGCUGGGAAAAUAACAGUGAAGGCACUGGCAGUUGCCAAGGACUGCAGAGAAAGUGCCAUCGUAACAAAGGUGUUUCUGGUAGAAUACAAACUACCAAACAGCCUCUUCUCUGAUGAAGAGAAUGAUAAGAAUUUCCUAAAGGAUCUCUUCAUACAGGAGAGUGCAAAUGACGUGUUUACUACAAAGCCAAAGAAGAAUGGAGUGAAUGUGGAAAUCAAGUCAGCCUGGGGUGAAGCUCCCCAAGAUUUUCAAGAGUUGGAGACAGAAAGGAAGGCUGCUCACAGGUCCCUGAAAGGACCACAGCCUCUGGAAACAACAGGAUACAGAGAGGAAUCCAGCUCAGUGCCACCCACAGAGUCUUUACAGUUCGCUAGUUCUUCUGCAGUGACCAGCCGGAAGAGCCUAGCAAGCACACAGACAGCAAGAAUCCAGAAGGAAACGGAUUUCCUCAAGUGUGCUUGCUGUUCUGUACCUCGCCCGUCCGACCCCUGGGCUCACUUCUGUCAGGAGUGUGGAUCUCCUAUCCCACCCGUGCCAGUACGACGCUUCCCAGCCCCCAAAGGAACACAGAUGGCACCAUGUGUUGAAUGCAGAUGCCUGGUGCCAAUGAAUACACCCACGUGCAUUAUAUGUGAAGCACCUAUAGCUCCACAGCUGCAGCCCCAAACCACCAUCUGCUUAAAGGGCAAAGUCAUUUGUCGGGCCUGUGGCACUGGAAAUCCUCUUCAUCAUAGACACUGUGUGACUUGUGAAGGCAAACUGCCCGAUGCACAAAUGCCCCCAUUUAGAGGAGACACCCCCCAAACUUUCCCCAAACAGCAAGGGAAGGCGAUUGCCUGCUCAAAAUGCAGCCGGGUGAACCACUGUGAUUCCAGUUUCUGUGACUGGUGUGGAGCCAAGCUUGGCCCUGCUCCGUGCUACUUUGCUUGCUUCAUGUGUGGGACCACCAACCAACCAUACGCUCGGUUCUGUGGGUCCUGUGGUGUUUAUAUAGAGCCCCAGGCAAGGGGCAUUACUCGGAGCAGCACACUUACGGCUGCUGGGGACUCGCUGGUCCCCUCUGAGGCUAAAGGAGUCCAAGCUGAAGGUGCCUGGCAGCCUCUUCCUAUUUCCUUGUCCAAAUCAAGAGUGGAUCUAAAUCAAAGAAAAGAUAAAGGAACCCAAACCAUUGGACUUUUUUACCCAUCUAGCAAACUGUUGGAGAAGAAGGAGCUUGAGCUAGUUUUGCAAAAAGAAAAGCUGGAAAAGAUGAGUGAUCAUAAGCCUCUCCUAACAGCCAUCAGUCCUGGAAGGGGUUACUGGAGAAAACAGCUGGAUCACGUCUGCGCUCACCUUAGAAGCUACGCACAGAACAACCGUGAAUUCAGAACACUGAUUGGAGAACCUCGCAUGGGAAAGAUUACAUCUGCUGCAGUUCAUGAGGAUGGCUGUGAAGUCACUAUUACAUUAAAUUAUGCUCUUGCCCUUAACAAGGAUUCUCUUGCCAGUAAACCAGGGAAGUUCAGCAACCAUGACCUGGGCACCACAGCAGAAGGCAGAGCUGGACUGGAUGGCAGCCCCACGAGUUGUGGCGAAGAGGAUCGUCAUCUUUCACAUGCAAGAGGCAAAAUAAAGCAAACAAAGUUAAGAAACUUMGCAGAAAAGGAGGACAAGCUCCCCUGUGAGUCCAGACAACUACAGGAAGAACCGUGUGCGAAUGGGAUAUGAAGAACUGCUCUGGAACAACAAUUGCUUGAUGAAGGAGUUGAUCC